Messenger RNA from Sordaria macrospora k-hell, 1161 nucleotides. RefSeq lists its product as uncharacterized. NCBI's taxonomy places the organism in Eukaryota, Fungi, Ascomycota, Sordariomycetes, Sordariales, Sordariaceae. The record is from RefSeq and is a predicted model, not a curated record.
AUGCGCACCUGCCCAAUCUUCGCCUUCACCAGGCAGGUGCUUCUCCUGGGCGCCAUCUCCCGCCUCAUCUCGCUCGCUCUUACCCUUCCCCAAAGCCAGGGCACGCCUGCGUACACUCUCUCAUCCACGACUUCCGCGACUUCAACUUCAACGCACUUGUCUCCUUCUCUCAUUGACAGCAGCCUCCCCACGCCUUCGGUCGACAACAACCAAGCCGAGAGGAAUGAUCAAGGAGCUGACAUCACGACCGAAACCCUCUUCUCAACCAUCAUCGUCCCGACCGCCACAGAGCUGACUACCAUUCUGACCGUUGUCACUAACGCACCCCAUAUUACUACCUCUAAUACUUCUCCCAUUACCACCACUUCUACGCCCCAAGCUACUCCCAGCCCCGACUACAUCGUCGAAGGAGGCUCAGACGGCAUCUGCAUCACCGUUGUACCCAUCUGGCCCACCGAUACCCUCGCCCCAGUAGUGAAGAGACAGGCGAGCAACACCAACACCGUUACUCACUCCAAUUCGACCGCCCACAUCUCCGUAGCCCUAGUCACCUCCCUUGUGAUCGUCCACGCCACCGCCUCAAAUCCAUCCUCGUUUGUCUCCAACACGACAAUCUCUAGCAUUGUCCACGGUCCCGCAUGUACCCCACCUGACGUUAGCCCUACCACCACAAGCUCUACCACCACCAGCAACACCGCCACCAACACUCUUGCGCCAGCUGUAGUAAAGAGACAACCAACCGACGCCCACACCAACAUCGUUGCCCAUGCAAACUCCAACUCCAUCUCACGUGUACACGGCCACAGUCACUUCCAUCGUGACCGUCCACGCUACUACGCCCCGUAUCGUUACCACGGUCUUGACUGUAUUCGCUACCCCUACCACCACGACCACGACCAAAGCCGCACCACCCGACACCUCCUGUUCCAUGCCCAGUUCGCUUAUCAACGGGCAUUGCACCUACGACUCCUGGGCCGGUUGAAUCCUGCCGCUGUAGUCCCGACUGAGCCAAUUGGUCCUCCUCCCGGAGAUCCUCACGUGAACGUGGGAAGGGCGGUGGAGACUAACGGGGACAAGCAGGACAAGCAGGAGAAGCAGGAGAAGCAGGACAAGCAGGACAGGCAGGACAGGCAGGACAGGCAGGACAGGCAGGACAGGUAA